AUGAUGGGCGAAGAGCUUUCUGGCCUCAGUGUUAAAGAUUUACAGAAUCUGGAGAACCAAUUGGAAACGAGUCUUCGGGGUGUCCGAACGAAAAAGGACCAACUUUUAAUGGAUGAAAUACAAGAACUAAACAGAAAGGGGAACCUCAUUCACCAAGAAAAUGUCGAGCUGUAUAAGAAGGUAAACCUAACUCGUCAAGAAAACAUGGAAUUAUAUAAGAAGGUAUUGGAGAGGACUCACAUGGACCUGUCCAACUCCAGCUUAGCCAGCCACAGCAGCAAAACUGCGAGACAGCAGCAAGGGCUACAAAGCUGGGACUACAACUACAUUAGCAAAGAAGAUGCAUCAGAGUAG
This is a messenger RNA of Prunus armeniaca (apricot), 354 nucleotides long. NCBI's taxonomy places the organism in Eukaryota, Viridiplantae, Streptophyta, Magnoliopsida, Rosales, Rosaceae. The record is from the annotation of a GenBank genome assembly.